AUGCGUGGCUUGGCUCCGUCGCAAGCCCUAAGGGCCCUGUCCCGCUCCUGCCACAGAAAGACACAGGCCCCGAGCCCUGUUUGUCGAGCUGCCACCACCCGCCAUGUCCAUCAGUCGGUCCGAAUUCCCGCAUUGACAGCAUCACGAGCUGGCCGCAGACCUGUCCUACAGCCUACACCUCUACAUUCCACAUUUAACAGGUCAAACCGGUCCAUCUACAUUCAGACCCAGUCGACCCCCAAUCCCGACGCGCUGAAGUUCAUACCUGACCAUCCGGUCCUCCCCAAAGACUUCCCCUCGACGUUUCUCGAAUACUCCUCUCCUCGCUCGACGCUGGGUGGGCCCCAUCCCUCUCCGCUUGCGGCAAGAUUGCUAGAUGUGGACGGAGCCAAGUCUGUCUUCUACGGGCCCGACUUCAUCACGGUAACCAAGGCGGAAGAUGUGAACUGGGCGCACAUCAAGCCGGAAGUCUUCAGCAUCAUUACCGAGGCAAUCACUUCUGGGGAGCCGAUUGUGAACACGGUGGAUCAAGCUACAGCUAGCGAUGGCCAGGAAGGGGGAGGACAAGACAGUCUGGCGGCUAAUGAUGACGACGACGAAGUCGUGGCCAUGAUCAAGGAAUUGUUGGAAACGCGGAUUCGACCAGCCAUACAAGAAGACGGGGGUGAUAUCGAGUUCCGAGGGUUUGAGGACGGGCAUGUGUUACUGAAACUUCGUGGUGCGUGCCGAACAUGUGACUCGAGUACAGUGACAUUGAAGAACGGGAUUGAGUCGAUGUUGAUGCAUUACAUUGAAGAGGUCAAGGGGGUCACCCAAAUUAUGGACGAAGAGGAAGAAAUUGCUAUCCAAGAGUUCGCCAAGUUCGAGGAGAAACUUCGACAACAGAAAGGACCCGAUGCGGCGCCAACCACAAUGGGCAAGGGAAGCCUGGAUUUUGUUGAAUAA
Capronia epimyces CBS 606.96 is the source of this 945-nucleotide messenger RNA. Its product is annotated as Fe/S biogenesis protein NfuA. Gene Ontology annotation, molecular function: iron-sulfur cluster binding; iron ion binding. The record is from RefSeq and is a predicted model, not a curated record. NCBI's taxonomy places the organism in Eukaryota, Fungi, Ascomycota, Eurotiomycetes, Chaetothyriales, Herpotrichiellaceae. The transcript has a single exon. Gene Ontology annotation, biological process: iron-sulfur cluster assembly. Gene Ontology annotation, cellular component: mitochondrion. The coding region runs from base 1 to 945 and encodes 314 amino acids.